Messenger RNA from Telopea speciosissima, 1407 nucleotides. RefSeq names its product WAT1-related protein At1g44800. Gene Ontology annotation, molecular function: transmembrane transporter activity. The record is from RefSeq and is a predicted model, not a curated record. The coding region runs from base 16 to 1197 and encodes 393 amino acids. Lineage: Eukaryota; Viridiplantae; Streptophyta; Magnoliopsida; Proteales; Proteaceae. The transcript is spliced from 9 exons. Gene Ontology annotation, cellular component: plasma membrane.
GGGAGAGAGAAAAAGAUGGGAGACCAAAAGAGCUCAUGUGAAUUGUUGUGUUCAAUGUUCAAUAAGGUUAAACCUUACUUGGCUAUGAUCUCUCUUCAAUUUGGUUAUGCUGGGAUGUAUAUCAUCACUAUCCUUUGCAUGAAGCGUGGUAUGAGUCACUAUGUUCUUGCUGUGUAUCGCCAUGCUGUUGCAACACUUGCCAUUGCCCCUUUUGCAUUGGCUUUUGAAAGGAAAAUUAGACCAAAGAUGACACUCUCCAUCUUCUUGAAGAUAAUGGUGCUUGGCUUCCUGGAGCCAGUGCUUGAUCAAAACUUGUAUUACGUGGGGAUGAACUACACCUCAGCAACUUUUUCCUCUGCCAUAUUUAAUGCCCUCCCUGCCAUUACCUUUAUAAUGGCAGUGAUCUUCAAGUUAGAGAGAGUUAAGAUAAAAAAGCUACACAGCCUAGCUAAAGUAAUUGGAACAACAGUGACCAUCAGUGGAGCAAUGGUGAUGACUUUGUAUAAAGGUCCUAUCUUGAACUUUGUAAGGUCACAAGGACAAAGAAACCACCAUAACACAAGUAGUAGUGGUUCAACUGAUCAACACUGGGUUAUAGGAACAAUAAUGUUAAUUGCUAGUUGUUCUGGUUGGGCUGGUUUCUUUGUUUUGCAAUCUUUCACAUUAAAGUCUUACCCUGCUGAGCUCUCUUUAACCACUUUGAUAUGCUUCAUGGGCAUGGUGCAAGGUGCAGUUGUUGCACUAGUCAUGGAACAUGACUUCAAUACAUGGGCUUUGGGUUGGGACUCUAGACUCCUUGGUCCUGUCUAUACAGGUAUAGUAUGCUCUGGGAUGGCAUAUUACAUGCAAGGAAUGGUGAUAAAGGAGAGAGGCCCUGUUUUUGUGACAGCAUUCAGCCCUCUAUGCAUGAUCGUAGUUGCUGCUUUGGGGUCUUUGAUUCUUGCAGAGCAAAUUCACCUAGGAAGUGUUAUUGGAGCAAUUAUCAUAGUUGUCGGCCUUUAUUGCGUUGUUUGGGGUAAAAGCAAGGAUGAUUAUGCAAUCUCAUCACCUUUGACCGGAGAAAAGGGUGAGGCAUUCGAGUUACCAACAGCCAUGAUAAAUGGUAGUGAAGCAAUUGAUGUGGUCGAUAGCAACUCCAAAGGUGGUAUUCUGAUGUCAGAGACCCCAUCGAUUGUGAUUCCUAAAUCCUACAAAUAGUUUAUUUGUGCUUCUCCAACUAUCUGAAAAUGGUUGAUUUGAGAGGGUCCUUUUUUUUUUUUUGUUUUGUAUCUCUUUUGUUCUCUGAACCUGCUAUGAGUGAUGAUGGUUUAAUUUGCUAGUUUAUGUACAGUUUCCUAAGGGUUUUACCCUAAUAUGUACUACCAUUUCAAGUUUUUAAUGUCUGCUGAAAUUCUCUUUUUGAGUCAA